This is a messenger RNA of Ctenocephalides felis (cat flea), 1877 nucleotides long. Its product is annotated as protein shifted-like. The transcript is spliced from 10 exons. Gene Ontology annotation, molecular function: signaling receptor binding. The coding region runs from base 664 to 1842 and encodes 392 amino acids. Gene Ontology annotation, biological process: anatomical structure development. Gene Ontology annotation, cellular component: cell surface; extracellular region. The record is from RefSeq and is a predicted model, not a curated record. NCBI's taxonomy places the organism in Eukaryota, Metazoa, Arthropoda, Insecta, Siphonaptera, Pulicidae.
UGCUGUCAUGCGGGCAAGGUGGCUCUUCGAACAUUUCCAAAAUAAAAUCACAUCUAAAAAAAUCUAAAACUAAAAAUUCAGUGCAUUUCUUGUGAUUAAAUCAUGUGAAGUGAGAAACACAAUUUUUUAAAAAUUUAUUUCAGCACCGAGCACCAAUCAACUUAAUUCAAUACUAAAUCGAACAAAUAUUGACUUUAACGCAACAAAUUAAAAUCGAAACUUAAUUCAAUUUUUUCGUAUAAAACCGAAUGUGAAUUUUCAAACCGAAACUUGAAAAGUAACAAAAAAGUUAAGAGUGUGAUAUCUGAAAUUGAUCGAAGAUUCCUGAUCGUAGAAUCUUCGACGGUCUUCUGAACCCAGGGCGUCCGCCAGUCUUAUUUACGAACGGAAUAUCGCAUAUGUGUGAUGUGUAAAAAUAAAUUCGCGUAUGGAGAUGAACAUGAACGUUUGAGUGGAACGUCUGUCGGUGUGAAUUCGUUUAAAAAGACAAUCCUACAUUAGUGUGAUCGUAUCUGCUGCUGCUCCUCUCAUCUGUGAUGUCUGCUAAAUGCAUUAGAAGCAUUUCGAAGCUGAACUGAACAUUGGAUCCAGGUACAUUGGAUCCCCGGACUGGACUGACUUCGUUCUGUGUUCUCAGCUGAAUUAUCUAGCAGCCUGCUUGACAUGUUAUUGUUCGGGCUCGCAGUACUGGCCUCUGUAGCAUCGUGCGCGUUGGCCGCCAGAGGGCAGGGCUCAUCGGCUCAAUCUCGCCAGGACAGUUCCGGUAAUAACGGGUAUGAAGACCUCGCCCUCUGGAUAGACAAAGAACAAGUCAAAAUGUUUAGCGGUAUGUCAAUAAAAAUCGAUGUGAUAGCCAACGGCAACGUGCAGCCUUACAUUUUGGAACCAAUGUUCGAGCAACAUCUACCCGAAAUACCCUCAGAAGUAAGCUACGUAAAUUUUACUUGGGUUUCUGGCAUGAAGAAGUAUUAUUACCAUUUCGAUAGACUCCACUCGUCGGACGAGAGUAUAUUGGAACCGCCCGUUAUAUCUAUAAAAACCAAAGGACGAGUGCCGCGUAAAGCCAAAGAGUUUAGCGUGCUCUUACCUUGCUCAGGCAACAGGAGCGGCAUAGCGAAGUUCAGCAUCGGCCUCCUGAUCCAGACUCGUCGCGGCCGUCCCGUGCCGGGCACGCCGCUGCGGCUCCAACUGCGCAAAGAGUGCUCGCAGAGAGGUGCGUAUCCCACUGGCUCGCGUGCACUCGCCCGUGCGCCAGGACCAGAUCCUGAAUGCAACAGAAAAUGCGCUAAUCAAGGUUGGUGCAAUAGUGAGAAAAUAUGUCAGUGCCCAGAAGGUUAUAUGGGGCAACACUGCCAGAUAGCUCUUUGUUACCCUCAGUGCAUGAAUGGUGGAAACUGCUCCGCUCCUGGUUUGUGCAGCUGCCCACCGGGAUAUCAAGGAAGACAUUGUGAAGGCGGUAUUUGCACAGAAAAAUGCUUGAAUGGUGGAAAAUGCAUUCAGAAGGACAAAUGUGAAUGCUCUAAAGGAUAUCAUGGCCUACGCUGUGAAUUUUCCAAAUGUGUAAUACCAUGCCUAAAUGGUGGAAAAUGCAGGGAUGUAAAUAAAUGCCGAUGUUUGCCGGGUUACAGUGGUGAUCACUGUCAAAUAAAAAGCUGGAGAGUCCAGUCGCGCAGUGCUUGCCAGCGUUGUGGACAUGGAACGUGCCAGCCCGACAACACUUGCAAAUGUGAUAAAGGAUACUUUGGGCGAUUGUGCAAUCAUAGUGAACACUCUGAUGAGUUCUCAUCAGAAGAAGCGAUUACAAACCGAAAAAGGGGUCCUUCAAAACUUCCAAGAAGAUAAAAAUUUGAAAGUUAUAAGAACUAUUUAAAGAGAAC